Tripterygium wilfordii is the source of this 1723-nucleotide messenger RNA. RefSeq names its product queuine tRNA-ribosyltransferase catalytic subunit 1-like. Gene Ontology annotation, cellular component: cytosol. The record is from RefSeq and is a predicted model, not a curated record. The coding region runs from base 206 to 1402 and encodes 398 amino acids. Lineage: Eukaryota; Viridiplantae; Streptophyta; Magnoliopsida; Celastrales; Celastraceae. Gene Ontology annotation, molecular function: tRNA-guanosine(34) queuine transglycosylase activity. The transcript is spliced from 16 exons.
AGACCGCGUGCCGGCACAGCCGCCGAGAGACGCGGAGUCGUAGGAGUGUGCAUAUAUGAGGGCGUUAUUCUGCGCCAUUAAUCCACGGCCAUCUAUUAGCACACCUCGUUCUCUGCCUCGGUAAGCUGCUGCUGCUUAGCUUUCUCGUUUGUUCUGUUUUGAGAUUGUGCGUAAAAUUUUGGAGGAGCAGAGAGGAAACUGUUCAAUGGCUCUUCGUUUCGAGGUUCUGGGGAGGUUUAAUCGUGCUCGUGCUGCACAGUUGACCCUCCCUCACUUUGUCUGCCAGACUCCAUUAUUCAUGCCUGUGGGCACACAAGGGACAAUCAAAGGUUUGACGACUAGCCAGCUUGAGGAGAUCGGUUGUCAAAUAAUUCUUGGUAAUACAUACCAUUUGGAGCUUCGUCCUACUUCUGAGCUUAUUGAUGAAUUGGGCGGCCUUCACAAGUUUAUGAACUGGCCUAGAGCACUGCUUACUGACUCUGGUGGCUUUCAGAUGGUGUCAUUAUUGCAUCUAGCCGACAUUACUGAAAAGGGUGUAACAUUUCAGUCACCUGUUGAUGGAAAGCCGAUGCUUUUAACACCCGAGGAAUCAAUUCAAAUUCAAAACAGAAUUGGAGCAGAUAUUAUCAUGGCCCUUGAUGAUGUAGUUAGAACAACCAUUACUGGUCCACGGAUUGAAGAGGCCAUGUAUCGCACCCUUCGAUGGAUAGAUAGAUGCAUUGCUGCUCAUAAAAGACCAAAUGAACAGAAUUUAUUUGGCAUUGUGCAAGGUGGUUUGGAUCCUGUGCUAAGGGAUAUAUGCGUAAGAGGCUUGGUGGAGCGUGACUUGCCUGGCUAUGCUAUUGGUGGUCUUGCGGGAGGUGAAGACAAGGAUUCCUUUUGGCGUGUUGUUGCGCAAUGUACUGCUGCUCUGCCUGAGGAUAAACCACGUUAUGUUAUGGGUGUUGGUUAUCCACUAGAUAUAGUAGUUUGCAGUGCUUUAGGUGCUGACUUGUACGACUGUGUUUAUCCUACUCGUACUGCUCGAUUUGGCACAGCUCUAAUACCUGAGGGAGUGUUGAAACUCAAACACAAAGCAAUGGCUGAUGAUACUCGUCCCAUUGAUUCUACAUGUGAUUGCAUGGUCUGCAGGAACUACACAAGGGCCUAUAUUCAUUGCCUUGUUACUAAAGAUGCCAUGGGAUCUCAGCUUCUGACCUAUCACAAUUUGUAUUACAUGAUGAGGCUCAGCAGAGAUCUACACACGUCAAUAGUCGAGGGACGAUUUCCCAAGUUUGUAUGUGACUUUCUAAAGAAUAUGUUUCCCAAAGGAGAUGUCCCUGAAUGGGUCUGCAACGCCAUGGAGGUUGCUGGAAUUGAUAUAUCAUCAUGCUGUGCACCACUCCCUUCUUCCCUAGAUUAGAACAAUAAAUUUAUACACACAACAGAGGACACGAUACGAUUGACUGGCAUUUUCAGAAUGACUUGAAGGAUGUAGGCUUUUGAGGAUUUUGAUAAAUGGUUGACACAGUGCAGCAUCAAUUUUGUGUCUUUAUGCUGCUUCCAUAAGCUACACUUCAGGUAGAUUUUUCAGUUUUUUUUUUGUGGUUCGUCUUGCCUUUUGUUUCCGUUCAUUGAUUUGCUACUUAAAAAUACAACAUAAUUUUGUUUUCAAAUACUCAUAAUACAGUUAUUGAAUUUCUAUACUCUAUAUACGUGUAUAGAUGAAAUACAAUCGUCGAAA